Molecule: messenger RNA, 4063 nt
Organism: Beta vulgaris subsp. vulgaris (sugar beet)
Lineage: Eukaryota; Viridiplantae; Streptophyta; Magnoliopsida; Caryophyllales; Amaranthaceae
Product: disease resistance protein RGA2
Exons: 3
Coding region: 481-1845 (454 amino acids)
Biological process (GO): defense response to other organism
Molecular function (GO): ADP binding
Source: RefSeq, a predicted model, not a curated record
UUAUAAGUAUUAGUUUUUCUCCAUUGAAUAUCAGAGCAGAUUACAGAUGUUUCUCUUUGGAUAUGAUUUAGUGAGUAGAUAAUGAGACUCCAUCAUGGGUUCCACUUGCCACUAAAGAUGUGGCUUCUCAUUUCAUCAGCACACCCGUAAUUGCUCCUUUUUUGUUGUCUAUCUUUUAUUUAUCUGCAUGUUGAGGUUUUUAUUAUUGACAUUCACAUGUUAAUAUUCCUUAUCUAUCGUUUUCCCACUUAAUCUAUGCAUCUUCCAAGUAGCUUCUUAAACUUUCCCAUAGUUUAUGUUUUAGCUGUUGACUAGACUUCUUAGCUUCAUAUGUCCACGUCACAUUUAGUUAAUUGUUCAGAAAAAUCAGCAUCUUAUUGAGCAAAUAUUGAACAAGAGCAGCAGGACAAGUAUCCAUCUUUUGCAUAUACUUUUCUGCUUUUUGAUCUUCAUGAAGUGAUUUAAACUUAAAAGCCACUAAUGGAAGCAUUUCAGUCAGACAUCGCGUUGGCUUUGCUUCAAGAUUUGCUAGAGAGAUUUAAAUCAUUAGUCAUUGAUGAAGCAGGUCAAAUAGUACAGUUUGAUGCAGAGGAUGAACUGAAGAAACUGGAGAGGAAGCUAAAAAAGGCCCAAGUCUUGCUUGGCAGCUUUCAGCUGACAACCGACAAAAAUUGGCAACACUGGAUUGGUGAUGUCACCAGAGUUUGCUAUGAUGCUGAAGACUUGGUUGAUGAUAUAGUGCUUGAUGCCGGCAAAACUUCAUUGUUUGAGAAGAUCUUGUCAUAUUUCACAAGAGGAAGCAUGGCCCGGAAGAUCCAAGAGCUCCAAGAUAGGUUGGAAGAUAUAAUAAGUGGAUUAGACAUGGUUAACAAAACAAAGCAACGAGCACAGCAAUGUUAUUUAGGGGAGUUUGUUUAUGGUAACGAACAAUUACUCCUAACAGAGAAGUUAUUUGGGAGGGAUGCAGAUAAGGAGAACAUUAUCACGAUGUUGCUGGAACAGACAAUAAGCUCAGUAUCUAUUGUUGGCAUGGACGGGCUUGGUAAAACAACACUUGCUCAGAAUAUACUAUAUGAUUCCAGAAUCCAGGAGAAAUUUCAUCAUAGAGUGUGGGUCCGUGUGUCUGCGAAGUUUGAUCUGAGAAAAAUCACAGACUUUAUCUUACAUCGCAGGCAGGAAUGUGAGUACAGCUUUCUUCCUGAGAAAAUACAUGGUUUGUUUCACGAUCUGUAUAUGGGUAAAAGUAUAUUGAUUGUGUUGGAUGACUUAUGGGAUGUGAAGUACAAUGAUUGGAGCUCUUUUCGCUCUUUGUUUCUGCGCUCUUCUGGUUGCAAAGUUCUUCUCACCACUAGCAAUCCAAAUGUAACAACGGUUACAAAAGCUACACCGUAUCAUUUAAAAUUGAUGAAGGAUGAAGAUUGCCAAGCUCUAAUCAUGGAUAGAGUUUUCUCAUCUAAUAAUCUAUCUGAACGUCAGCUUGUAAUCUUGGAGGAUAUUGCUGUAGCAGUUGCCCAAAAGUGCAAGGGCUUGCCUCUGGCAGCCAAUGUUUUGGGCCUCCAUUUAUCUUCUGGGCGUAGAGAUGAUGAAUGGAUGAAUUUUUUAGAUAGAGACAUAUGCGAGUUGAGGGUAUUCAAAGAAGAAAUAUUUCCUGCUUUUAGACUGAACAACCCUUGUUUGGCAUCACACUUAAAGAAGUGUCUUGCUUACUGCUCAUUAUUUCCUCAUGAUUACGAUUUCAAGAAAGAAAACUUAGUUCAGCUAUGGAUGUCAGAAGGUUUUUUUCUGCCUCAAAGGAUGACAAGCCUAGAACAAAUUGGCAGUGAUUGUUUUGAUGAGCUCUUGUAGAGAUCUGUCUUUCAACUUUCACAUGUUGGUGAUCAGGAGCUACCAACUUACAAAAUGCAUGAAUUUAUUCGCAGGUUUGCUGAAUUUGUGGCCUCAGACACAUGUUUCCGGUGGGAGGAAGGUCAGAGCUCUUUCUCAGUUCCUUGGUACAAAACGGCUCGUCAUUUAUCUUUGCUUUCUGAUUGCAUCAAACCAGAGUUCCGUAAAUACAUUGAAAAUUGUGAUGGUCUGAGGACAUUUCUUCUGCUAAGUGCAAAAGGAACACAAAUUGGCCAGUUUCCUUAUUCACUUUUCCAGAAACUAGUACGAUUGCGAGUUCUAGACUUGAGUCGUACUGAUAUUGAUGAGCUCCCGGAGUCAUUGGGUAGAUUAAAGUAUCUUCGGUAUUUCGAUGCAUCUCAGACACAUAUCCUAAGGUUGCCUAAGUCAGUGACCAACCUUCAUCAAUUACAAGUACUCAGAUUGAGAGAAUGUUAUAAACUUCUAGAGUUGCCAAAAAACGUUAAGAACUUGAGUAACCUUCUACAUCUUGACGUGGACAUUAAAGGAUUGAGGUGUAGACCAGCAAGUAUAGGAAGUCUAAGUUGCCUUAAAACACUUCCUUCCUUUGCUGUUUGUAAGAAGGUAGGAUAUCGCAUUGCAGAGUUGAAGAAUCUGAAGAAUCUAUGUGGUACAAUUUGCCUUAGUAAUCUUGAAAACGUUAAGGAUGGGGCAGAGGCCAGGGAAGCGAUGAUAUGUGAUAAGCCAUAUAUCAAAAGCUUGGAAUUAGAAUGGAGCCGUUUUUCUCGAGAUGGGUCAAUAGAGAUGGAUGUCCUUGCUGGCCUUCAACCAGACAAAAAUUUGAAAGAACUGCAAGUAAUCAACUAUGGUGGUUCGAGCUUUCCUGCUUGGCUUACAAGCCCAUCUUGCAUGCUUGUGAGUAUCUAUAUGCAAAACUGUCGGCAAGAUGACUUUCUGCCUUCACUUGGGCAACUUCCUUUCCUCAAGACACUUCAUGUUGAAGGUAUGCAUAGCGUGAAGUAUGUGGACUAUCAUUUUUGUGGUGAAAGUACAACUGGGGCCUUUCCUUCCUUGGAAUCACUGAAGAUCCAGGACAUGAUGUGCCUUAUGAGUUGGUAUCCAUUACCAGACAAUAGCUUGCUCCAGCUCCGUGAUCUUACAAUUGAGGAUUGUCCAAGUCUCUUCUCAAUGCAAUCGCUAAAACAUAUGAGUUCACUACAAGAACUAGUGAUCAACUGUUGCCCAGGGCUGGAGACAUUGCCUCAGCUACCAGGAUCAAUUCAGUCAUUGAUCAUUUUCGAAAGUGAUAUGGUGAAACAGCGGUGUCAGAUUGAAGAAGGUCCUGAAUGGAACAUCAUAAAAACAAUUCCUUAUGUGGAGAUUGACUACGAGAGUAUGUUUCCUGGAGAUUCAAGUUAGUGUCUCUCCACAUCAUGUAGUCUGUUUUUGCUGACCAUGACUCUUGGCAGUUGUCACCUCCGCACACACCCAAAAAAGAUAUAAUACAGUCGAUAUUAUCUUUGAUAAUGGUAAAAGUAUUAGAUCAAUAAUUAUCAAAUCAAUGUGCUCUGAAGAUCAGCAACUUAUUGAAAUUUCUGAGUGAUCCAUUGAAUUUGUUUCGUGUAAAACUGCCGAUUGUUUUGCAAUAAGAGGGCACAACUAUGAGAGAUGUUUCAGGGGAUCAAUGGUAUUGAACUGAUGAAAGCUAAAAACAAGGUAAGAAAGUUCAUAGCUUAGAGGCUUAUGGAGGGUCCAUGUUGAACACUUAUCGUGCACAUGUGAAUUGUCCUAGGAACAGAGAGAAUUGUUCACAACUUAUAAGCUUGAGGAGCUACUCCACAAUACUUUUUAGAUUGAGCCUCCUUUACGAUUCAGGAUUACUAGCAGAUCCAUCAUCUAUUUGUGAAAAUGCAGGAAUGAGGACACUUCGAAUGCAGAGUGGCAACAUAUAAUAAUGACACGAUUUAGCUUUCUUUUACAAAUAAUACUGUAUUCAUUUAGAUGUGAAAACUUAUGAUUUUCAAGCCUUGCAGAGUUACAGUUACAGGGAUUUCUGUUUCUUAUUCUGUCGUUUGUUACAUGUAUUAUUUCAAGCCCACAAUUUUAAUUUUUAAUGCUUUAAUUUCACAAGUAGUGAGAUAAGAUCCAACAAGUGAUGGAGGCUGUAUUAUGUGUGAACAGAACUUUGAGGGAAUCAAUGUUGGGAUGUCCAUGCUUA